AUGGAGCGCGCGUUGCCACCGCUCUCCUACACCAUCUUACCACUAACACACGAUCCAUGGCCCCAUGAUGACGAUCCACCGUCGUCAUCUACCGCACAUACAUCGACGUAUCCAUCGUCACUGCUUCUGAAAACGUUGCUCGCUGUGGCGGUGCUAGUCAUGAUCGUUGUGACGAUCGUUGGUAACGCGCUCGUCUGCCUGGCCGUCGUUCUGGUACGAAAACUCAAACAACCUGCGAACUUUCUGAUUGUUUCAUUGGCGAUUGCCGACUUUUUUGUUGGCCUACUGGUAAUGCCGUUGGCGUUUGUAGACUUGCUCUUCUCCGAAUGGCCUUUGGGAAGGUCGAUGUGCAAAUUGUGGACGACAGCCGACCUAACGUUGUGCACAGCGUCGAUCAUGAGUCUCUGCGCGAUAUCUGUUGAUCGUUAUUUGGUUAUAACUCGCCCACUACGUUACUCAGCCGUAAGAACGACUGCUCGUAUGCUCAUCUAUAUCGCGGUAGUAUGGAUAAUCGCCGCUAUUGUUAGCCUGUCGUCUCACAUUAUCGCGAAUCUUCUUGACACUGAAAAGUCUGAAGAUCGAAUUUGUGAGGUAAUCCAGCAUUUUGCCUAUCAGAUAUAUGCAACGAUCAUUUCCUUCUAUGGUCCGACGAUCAUCAUGCUCAUAUUGUACGUGCAGAUUUGGCGUGCAGCCAAACGAAUUGCACGAAAAGAUCACGAUCAGACGACGCACAUUCCCGUCGGUCUCGACAAGAACUGCAAUGAUCAUGUCGAUCUUAUUCCGGAAUCACAAAAAUCGUUGAAAAUCGUGAAGAGUGAGCAUCGCGGUUACCUGCAUCGACCAAGUGCACUCUUUCAUGCGGUCAAAAUGCCACUGAUUCGGCAAAGUGAUCGUAGCGAAUGUAAAGCUCGCAAGACGUUGGGCGUGAUCAUGAGCGUGUUCAUCUUCUGUUGGCUACCAUUUUUCUCACUGGCGUUGCUCAAAUCCUGCUUACGUCUUCGAGUACCGUACUGGUUAGAUACGCUUACACUAUGGCUGGGAUACUCGAAUAGGUAA
Messenger RNA from Ostertagia ostertagi, 1056 nucleotides. The record is from the annotation of a GenBank genome assembly. Lineage: Eukaryota; Metazoa; Nematoda; Chromadorea; Rhabditida; Trichostrongylidae.